Balaenoptera musculus (blue whale) is the source of this 2524-nucleotide messenger RNA. RefSeq names its product NDUFA4 mitochondrial complex associated like 2 (gene COXFA4L2). Bases 1062 to 1325 code for a protein of 87 amino acids. The transcript has 4 exons. NCBI's taxonomy places the organism in Eukaryota, Metazoa, Chordata, Mammalia, Artiodactyla, Balaenopteridae. The record is from RefSeq and is a predicted model, not a curated record.
GAUGGAGGUUAGUGUGGAGGGGGGAGAGGUGGUUAGGUCUCAGCUCCUGGGUCCCUAGGACCCCAGUUCCCCAAAGACGGUGGCAGUGAGCUUUCCCACCCUGACAACAUAGCAUACACGCGAGUUCAUACACCCCAGUUGGUCGCGUAAAGGGAGGCAAUCGCUCUACGACGCUUCUGUCUCUGUCUUUUUCUCUUUUCUCCUUCAACAUCUUUUCUAUCUUUCCUCGACUGUUUCCUUUACUCCGUUCUCUUUCUCUCCAUCACAGCCAGAGACAGAACGUGGCCUCCUUGGAUGGCUACACCAGGUAGGCAGGGGAAGGAAGUCUCUCAAGCCCCCAAACUUAACCAACUGACUUAUUCUAUUCUGAGCCAGGUGUAAGAUAAUGCCUGGCUUCCCUGGCCUCCAAACACUGUUCCAGGCUAACCACAACACAACUUGGAGAAACCAACUUGAAGAAACCACCCAGGACUAGAGUGGCUGGGGCAGCUUUAGUGCUGUUGGUCUACCUGUCCUCCUCCUCUUCCCACUAUACUGUGGAGGGAGACAGAACCAGGGCCCCCAAGACCUGCCAGCUCCUGGGUGGCUCUAGGGGUGUCAGGGAAGCAUUACAGAUGCCCUCAUUCUUUCCUGGCCCCUCCUGGUCCCACCUGUGAACACUCCCACCUGCACUUUGCUGGAGGUCGGUCUGCCUGUCCCAUGGUGAGUCCCUCCUCCCACUUCUGGAUCCCCCUCAAUCAGUCUCUGAGUCAGAGUCUGAGAGGCCUCUCCCUUGGACCAGCGCAAAGCCCAAAGCAUGAUGAUAUCCCAUGGGCGAGGGUCUGACCCCUUGGAGUGGAGAGUGGAUGAGGAGAAAUGCCCCUGUUCCCCAACAAUUCUCUUCCCAGCCGAGCCUGGAACUGCUGUAGGGAGAGAGAUUGGGGGCGGGGUGAGUCUGAUGAAGCGGCCGGGCUGGGCCAGGCUGGGCUGGGCUGGGCUGACCCCUCCCCAGAGAGGGGCGGGACCCCAGGAGGAGGAAGGGAUCAGGGACGCUGGAGAGGACCAGACACUGGAGAGGCGAUAUGGCAGGAACCAGCCUCGGAGCCCGCUUCUACCGGCAGAUCAAGAGACAUCCCGGGCUCAUCCCGAUGAUCGGCUUCAUUGGCCUGGGCAUGGGCAGCGCUAUGCUCUACUUGCUGCGACUCGCCCUGCGCAGCCCCGACGUCUGCUGGGACCGAAAGAACAACCCGGAGCCCUGGAACCGCCUGAGCCCCAAUGACCAAUACAAGUUCCUUGCAGUUUCCACUGACUAUAAGAAACUGAAGAAAGACCGGCCAGACUUCUAAGCCUGGUUGCAGAGCACGUCGAUGUAAACCACCACCAGCCAGCCUACUCAUUUCUUCCACUCUCCACCGUCAACCCCAGGGCACCACUCUAGCCACCCUGUCCAGCUCCUGCUUACACAGGCCAGUUCCCAUGAGGAGGCAGGCAGCUCCACCCCCACCCUCUUCCUUUGCUCCCAGCAGCGGAAGCACCUCUGACCCUCAGCUUCAGUCCCACGAGGGGGAGGGGGAGGGGGAGUUAGGUGGGCAGGCAGUAGCCUGGGCAACCCAAAAGGCCAUGCCAGUCCCCCUGCCCCGCGGGCCUCACAGGGCGUGGUGCACACUACGUGUGGAGCGUGGCCUACGUGAGAGCCAAGACCAAGCAGAGGCCUGAGUGCCAAGUGACGUGGCGGGCCCCACGUUAGCCCAGGCUCUGGGCACCAGCCCAGGGGCGGUGCUUUGGCUCGACUGGGCUCGGCCAGGCUCGUCACUGACAGCCCAGCCAGCUUGGGAUGAGGCACCUACACCCAAGGAGGUGAAGCUUGCUCCUCCCAGUGCCCAAGCCCCCUGCUUCCCGUGCCAAUGGGCACCCCCUCCCACCUCACACCUGGGCCUCCCCCUGCCUUCCCCACCCCUCCCCUGCUCCUCUCCGUCCCCUGGGAUCAAACAGAAGCAGCCGUGGGCAAAAUACAAUUUCAUUUAACAAAUUGAAUUUGCUGCGCCUGCUAAUCACGUCUGGUGUCGGCUCUGAUCAGAGGGAGAGGAGACUGCAGCCCCAGGGGUCCUUGUGGUAGUGGUGGGAGGGAAGGGAGGCAUGCUGAGGGAGACAAAUCACCACCUGGCCCGGGGACCCCUCCCACAGUAACAGAAGCUCAGGGUAGGUCAGCAUUUUAUUAGAUAAAAAUGAAAGAAGGGUGCCUACCCACUCCUUCCUCUGGCUCACAAGGGGAACUCCCCCCUCCCCAAGAGAGGGCAGGGAGUCUAUAACACUGAGAUAAUGAGAGAGGUUAGAGCAGAAAGCCCCAAGCCUCUUCCUUCUAAGUCUUGUUACAAGAAGAAACCUCCUCAGCUACAAAUCCUGGGAAGGGGAACUAUACCCGCCUUUUCCCCUAAGUGGGCGGCCUUCCCCUCCUCCAGCAAAAAAUUGGAAGAUAGGCAGUUACCCCCCCCCCCUAAUUUGUCCAGGUGGGGGAAGAGGAAUAAACGUCAGUCUGUGCGCUUCA